This is a messenger RNA of Cylicocyclus nassatus, 563 nucleotides long. NCBI's taxonomy places the organism in Eukaryota, Metazoa, Nematoda, Chromadorea, Rhabditida, Strongylidae. The record is from the annotation of a GenBank genome assembly.
UGCUGCAAAUUUUUGCGGUUACUCAUUACAGGAUGCAACCAAUCAUUAUUCUGGUCGUGAUCGCGACACUCAUGUGCACUGUCGCAGGAAAACCAGGCGAUGUCUUCCCUCAGAAGGCUGUUUGGGAAAGCAUCGACUUACAAGAGGUGCUCAAGGGAUUACCGGAGGAAGCCAAGCAGGAAUGGAAAAAGAUAGACCGCAACACGGAUGGAACACUAGAAAAACGAAGAGAAGCGAAAAAAGAAUGGGCAAAGAAAUACGGUGUUGAGAACCAAUGGAACGAUUUUGUCAAAAAAAGAGCAAAUAUGGUCAGCAAAACUGCCGAGCUGUUGGCAAAGCUGCCAGAGCUGUAUCAAAAAUAUCGUGACACGUGGAAAGGCGACGAACUCUGGAAAAAUAUAGAGAAAAAACAGAAGAAGCUUGCCGCCAAGUACAAGAAGGAGUUCAUGCUCAUGAACAUCGCGAAGGAAAUGGUGGAAAGAGCUGAGCAUAAGAUUAAGUACUAAGAUUGGGACGAUUUGAAAUUCAGGGCUUAUCCUGUCAUUGCUGUGAUAUAAUUCCAG